AUGGACUGGUUGAAGGAUCAAUUAAACAUGUUUAUGUUCAGUUUAUACAGUGAAUCUCCUAAACCAUCAGAAUUCUGGAUCCCCAUUGCUGCAUACCUCACUGUUGGUAUACUCAGUCUUUUGAUGUUUUUGUACCUCUUCUCGUUGUGGAGGCGAAAGAUCAGUGUAAGCUGGAUGAAAGUGAUCGCCCGGUCAAAAAGGAGAAACUUCGAGAGAAAUCAAAAGGUCCCUACUGCUGAACAUAUAUGGUCUGCAGAAUCUCUACUUCGUGCAAAAGGACUGAGGUGCUGUGUGUGCCUAGAAUCUAUUACACCUGCUCAGCCCCUUGGGACAGUGAUAACAUCAGAGAACAUGGUUCACCGCUGUGAUGUUUGUGGUGCCGCUGCGCACACGAUCUGCUCUUCAUACUCUCAGAGGGACUGCAAAUGUGUCUCGUUGCUGGGUUGGAAGCAUGUAGUCCACCAAUGGACCGUGCUGUGGACCGAUAUAGCUGACCAGCCUGAAGAAGCUCAGUAUUGUAGCUACUGUGAGGAGCCAUGCAAUGGGUCUUUUCUUGGAGGUCCAAUAUACUGCUGCAUGUGGUGCCAACGGCUGGUGCACGUUGAUUGCCACUCAAGCAUGUCUACCGAGACAGGCGAUGUUUGCGACCUCGGUCCAUUCAGACGCCUAAUUCUUUCCCCACUUCACGUUGGGGCCAAGAACAAGCCUGGUGGGAUUUUAAGUUCUAUAACUCAAGGUGCAAAUGAGCUUGCGUCCACCGUGCGGGGACAUCUUAGGAACCGAGGUAAAAGGCAGAAAUAUGAUAAAAGAUUGUCUUCUGACUCUAUGGCUGGUGAGAGCAACGAUGAUUCAUCAAGCGAUACCGCACCAUAUUCUAACCAGAGGGCCAAGGAAUUAAAAACAAAUGUUGGCAGUGUUCAGAGGCAUGCUGAGAAUGAACAUGAUAGUAGCGAGAGCGAUUGUAAAGAGGUCGUAUCAGAACCGAGAAGACUCCAUAAUGAUGACACAGGAGGAGCCAAACUCAAGUAUGUGUUGACUGACCUGCCUGCUGAUGCCAGACCUCUUCUAGUAUUUAUCAACAAGAGAAGUGGAGCUCAGCGUGGAGAUUCUCUCAAGCACCGGCUACAUUUCCUUUUGAACCCGGUGCAGGUGUUUGAGUUGAGUUCAUCACAAGGGCCAGAGGCAGGAUUAUUGUUGUUCCGAAAGGUACCACAUUUCAGAAUACUUGUGUGUGGUGGCGACGGUACUGUUGGUUGGGUUCUCGAUGCAAUAGAUAGACAAAAUUAUGCAUCACCUCCGCCUGUUGCAAUUCUUCCAGCUGGCACUGGCAAUGAUCUUUCAAGGGUUUUAUCAUGGGGAGGCGGUCUCGGUUCUGUUGAGAAGCAAGGUGGCCUCUGCACAGUUCUGCAUGACAUAGAGCAUGCGGCAGUCACCAUUCUAGACAGAUGGAAGUUGAUCCAAGGAACUUAUUUUUCCAUGUUGACAGGUAUUGGUUGCGAUGCAAAGGUUGCACUUGACAUUCAUAAUCUCCGCGAGGAAAAUCCAGACAAGUUCUACAGUCAGUUCCUAAACAAGGUGCUGUAUGCAAGGGAAGGCGCAAAGAGUAUCAUCGAUAGGACAUUCGCAGACCUACCUUGGCAAGUUAGGCUAGAGGUUGACGGAGCUGAGAUCGAUAUACCAGAGGAUUCAGAAGGCGUCCUCAUUGCAAACAUCCCAAGCUAUAUGGGAGGGGUUGACUUGUGGCAGAACGAGGAGGAGAAUCUCGACAACUUUGACCCACAGUCGAUCCAUGACAAGAUGCUUGAAGUAGUUAGCAUCAGUGGAACCUGGCACCUGGGGACACUUCAGGUCGGUCUUUCUCGUGCGUGGAGGAUCGCUCAGGGCCAAUCGAUCAAGCUACGGUUCUCUGCCCCUUUCCCGGUUCAGGUGGACGGGGAACCUUGGGUCCAGCACUCGUGCACGCUGAAGAUAUCCCAUCAUGGACAGGCUUUCAUGCUAAAGCGAGCAAUCGAGUCGUCGCUUGGCCAUGCCACCGCGAUCGUCACGGACGUGCUUGAACAUGCCGAGACGAGUCAAGUGAUCACGACGUCGCAGAAGAGAGCCCUCCUGCAAGAAAUGGCCCUAAGGCUCGCGUAA
Triticum turgidum subsp. durum (durum wheat) is the source of this 2136-nucleotide messenger RNA. Lineage: Eukaryota; Viridiplantae; Streptophyta; Magnoliopsida; Poales; Poaceae. The record is from the annotation of a GenBank genome assembly.